Papilio xuthus (Asian swallowtail) is the source of this 931-nucleotide messenger RNA. RefSeq names its product lens fiber major intrinsic protein. NCBI's taxonomy places the organism in Eukaryota, Metazoa, Arthropoda, Insecta, Lepidoptera, Papilionidae. The record is from RefSeq and is a predicted model, not a curated record. Bases 86 to 931 code for a protein of 281 amino acids. Gene Ontology annotation, biological process: transmembrane transport. Gene Ontology annotation, cellular component: plasma membrane. The transcript is spliced from 5 exons. Gene Ontology annotation, molecular function: channel activity.
GCGGGGGCGAGCCGGGAGCCGCGCGAGCCGCUAGCCAGCCACGGCCACAGCACAGUCGGCGCGAGCGGCCCUCCGCAGCAGCACGAUGCCUAGCGACGAGUCCGAGCGAGGCGUGGGCGCGUGGGCGCGGCGCUGGUGGCGCCCCCUGCUGGCCGAGCUGGUGGCCACCGCGCUCCUCAUUCUCCUGGGCAUCGCGGCGCUGCUGCCGGCCGGCGGCGCCCCGCCCCCUCUCACACACCCCGCGCUCGCCUUCGGCUUCGUGGUGCUAGCGAACGCUGAGAUUUUCGGGCCGGCGUCAGGGGCGCACAUGAACCCGGCGGUGAGCCUCGCCGCACUGUUGGUGGGCCAGCUGCCGGGAGCUGCGGCCGCUGGGUACGCGCUGGCGCAGCUCGCGGGCGCAGUGCUCGGGUUCGGCGCGCUACGGGCGCUGGCGCCGCACGCAGCGGGCGAGGGCGCGACGCACCCGGCGGUGUCGUGGCCGGCCGCCGUAGCCGUCGAGGCGGCACUGACGGGCGUGCUGGCGUUGGUGUGCUGCGCGCUGUGGUCCGCGCACGACGCCAGCCGGCCCGACCGCACCGUAUCCCUCAAGGUCGGACUCACCGUGGCCGGACUUAUUUAUGCCGGGGGCCACCUGACGGGCGCCAGCCUCAACCCGGCGCGCAGCUUCGCGCCCGCGCUCUUCCAGGGCCUCACGGCGGAUCACUGGGUGUACUGGGCCGGGCCACUGGGCGGCGCGGCGCUGGGCGCGCUACUGCACCGCGCACUGCUCGCCCGCCCCGCGCCCCACACCCGCGCCCACACCCCCGCGCGCCCCGAGGACUCUGGCGAGGUAGAGAUUGCCGCGUGCCGUGCGGUGUCGUGCGGUGUCGUGCGGUGUCGCGCGGAAAUGCGAACUUCGCCAAAUGAGCACGAUUUACAUGUUCCAAGUUAG